This is a messenger RNA of Linum trigynum, 1695 nucleotides long. Lineage: Eukaryota; Viridiplantae; Streptophyta; Magnoliopsida; Malpighiales; Linaceae. The record is from the annotation of a GenBank genome assembly.
GACAAUUCUAAUAAGGAUUGUUGUCAAAUUCAAUGUUUAUCGUAAGUUGAGUGCCAGAUAUCGUAUCACAUCAUACCACGUUGGUUUGAGCCUGAUCUGUUUGAAUGGGGAUCGUCAAUUGUAAUUACUACAUUAAUAGUUAAUACUUAUUGCUGCAGCAGCAAAUAUUAUAUCUACGUAGUUAAUCCAGAUUCCACAAAGAUGAUUAAGGCCACGAGUGGCUCUCUCUACCUGCCGCCACAACGACGUCUUAUAAUUGAUGUGCAUGCCUCUGAUUCACGCCGACGACAAAUGAUGACAACGACAUGUGCUCUCAGUGCUUUAACACAAAGAGCACAAAGCAGCAAGAUUGUAGGAGUGCAUCGGAGGUUGUAUCGGAAAAAUUUAUUGUAUAAUAUUUUAUGUCGAUUUAACCCUAAUUCAAUCUUUUCAUCCCAUAAAAAAUCAUCUACCAAUUUAGAGAGCCACACCAAAAGCAAAAGAGCCACAUGUAUGCCAUUUCCUGUUAUUCUCUAUAACCUUCAAUCACGCAACAGCUCAUUCAUUCAGUCCCCCACACUUUCUAGUGAACUGAUGAUGAACAGAGUUUCAAUUAAAGAGGCCAACCAAACCUCACUUCCAACUUUCUCUUAACCUUUGGAAAACCAAACUGUUCCUCUCCAUCCAUCGCCCUCUCUCCCUUACUCCCUUUCACUUUCCCGGCGGGCAAGAUUAAUGGCGGCGGGGGCGGCUCCGGUGGCAAUAGGGACACGUGGCACGGUGGGCGCACUGGUGAGGAAAGAGAUCGAGUAUUUCACCAACUUGGAGCACUUGGACCCUCGUGGAAGCUGCCUUCAAGCUCAGGGCGAGCGUUCCAGAAGAAUGGCUUCAAGAAGUAGUAGUGGGAGAUCAUUUUGGCCUUUGAGGAUUCGGUGGGGAAGGAAGAAAGCGGCCGCCGGCGGUGUGGCCGGAGGAUUGAUUCGUCCGGGCAUGUGCUCCGCCGUGGAUGUUGCUCGUGAUGGUGUUGGGAUCUCCGGGAGGUUUGGGUAUAGGGUGCUUAAGCAAGAUGAUUUUGAUACCUAUCGCUAGAAUGUGUGUGACACGUUGAAUAGUUGUUGGUUCAUUUGUUGGUUUUGUGGAGUGUAGCAAUGCACAAAUUUUGUUCAAGUUUAUUGGAUGGAUGAAAUACUUUGAUUACUUUGUGUGAACAGGUUCAUUUUGUUGAAAUGGAGUUAUAAACUUAGAAUACGUAUUUGGUUUCCAUAAAAAAAGCAUUAUUCUAAACUCUCAUAUAUUUUGUAUGAAUCUGAAUAAGCUAUAGUAGUACUGGACAUCGAUCUAACGAAUUAAUACAGUGAUUUUUUUUAAGUGGAUAACCAAGUCGUCAUUUGACAUUCGUCACAGCUUGUCCUAUUUUGGACUUCGUAUAUAAUCUCUUUAUCCUUUUGUUUAUUGGACCACAUAUGUUGGUAUUUUUUAUUAAUGUUUUCCACUCGUUAAUCUAUUUCUCACAUUAAAACGGAUCAAUACAAAUUUACAAUAAAAACGAAGACUCGAACAUAGUUCAAAUGUCAAUGUAGUGAUUGACGAACGUAGGUUCCCCUCCAUUUAAUUUCUAUCUAAAUCUAUUAUUAGCUCUGAGCAAUGAUUCAAUCCAUAGCGAAUUGAUCAUACUGAAUCAGAAUUUAUUAAAUCGAAUAUAAUUUGAUUUCAUUA